GCUCACAGCCGACGGUGCCAGUGGCAGCGGCAGCUCUGGCGGCGCUGUCGACCGCCGCCGCGAUCCGUCCGAAGGGCGCGAGGUCGAAGGUCCGGCGGGCUGCAAUCGGCCGGCGCGGCGGCGUGCUCGCGGGCUUGGCCCCUGCCGCGGUGGCAGCCGUGGCGAAGCCGGCGGCCGCCGCGGAGAAGCUCACGGCGCCGGCCAUGGAGAAGGCCAAGGCUGAGAUCGCGCAGCUCAUCAAGGCCGACGCGAACAAAGGCCCGACGCUGGUCAGGCUGGCGUGGCACUCGUGCGGCAGCUACGACAAGGUCUCGAAGACGGGGGGUUCCGGCCCGGGGACCAUCCGCUUCAAGGAGGAGCUCGCGCAUGGCGGGAACGCGGGGCUCGACAAGGCGGUCGCGUGGCUCGAGCCCGUGAAGCAGUCGAACCCCAGCAUCAGCUACGCGGACCUGUACACGCUCGGCGGCGUCGUUGCCAUCAAGACCCUCGGGGGUCCGGAGGUCCCCUGGCGUGCCGGGCGCGUCGACUCCACGAGCCCCAGCGACGUCACCCCCGACGGCCGGUUGCCGAACGCCGCCAACGGCUCCGUCGAGAAGGACGUCGGCCACCUGAGGGGCGUCUUCUCCCGCAUCGGAGAGCUAAAAAAGGCGCGGACCUGA
Molecule: messenger RNA, 659 nt
Organism: Prorocentrum cordatum
Lineage: Eukaryota; Dinophyceae; Prorocentrales; Prorocentraceae
Source: the annotation of a GenBank genome assembly